This is a messenger RNA of Limanda limanda (common dab), 683 nucleotides long. RefSeq names its product peptidyl-tRNA hydrolase domain containing 1 (gene ptrhd1). Gene Ontology annotation, molecular function: peptidyl-tRNA hydrolase activity. The transcript is spliced from 2 exons. Lineage: Eukaryota; Metazoa; Chordata; Actinopteri; Pleuronectiformes; Pleuronectidae. The coding region runs from base 16 to 396 and encodes 126 amino acids. The record is from RefSeq and is a predicted model, not a curated record.
CUUCCUGUCGGGAACAUGGCGGCCUCAGGAGCCGGCUCUCCGGCUCGGCUGGUCCAGUACGUGGUGGUCCGCUCGGACCUGGUCCACGUUCUGUCCUGGCCCCUGGGGGCUGUCAUCACGCAGGCGUGUCACGCAGCCACGGCCGCGCUGCACUUGUUCCGGUCGGACUCAGAAACGAGCCGGUACCUGGAGGAGCUGGACUCCAUGCACAAGGUGGUGCUGGGGGUUCCAGACGCGGCGGCCCUCACAGCUCUGUCAGAGACCCUCACUCAGGCCGGUGUUUCCCACAAGUUGUGGAUGGAGCAGCCGGAGAACAUCCCCACGUGUCUGGCUCUGAAGCCGUAUCCCAAAGAGACGGUGCAGCCGCUGCUGCGCAAGCUCAAACUCUUCAAGUAACCUGAAGACUCUUCCUCUCACUGCAGAGCCUCCUCUUCAUCAAACCUGUUUACUCUUCCUCUCACCAGAGGCCUCAGAGCCUCCUCUUCAUCAAACCUGUUUACUCUUCCUCUCACUGCAGCCUCAGAGCCUCCUCUUCAUCAAACCUGUUUCCUCUUCCUCUCACCAGAGGCCUCAGAGCCUCCUCUUCAUCAAACCUGUUUACAACAUGACCUGAGGGCGUCACAUAGUUCCUCUGCAUGAGAACUGCUGUAAUACACAAUAUUAAAAUAAGGGAAAAUGCAAAA